Camelina sativa (false flax) is the source of this 2007-nucleotide messenger RNA. The record is from RefSeq and is a predicted model, not a curated record. Lineage: Eukaryota; Viridiplantae; Streptophyta; Magnoliopsida; Brassicales; Brassicaceae.
UCGAGAUUAUGUCCGACCCGGUUAUCCUCCAAUCGGGUCACACCUUCGAUCGAGUCUCAAUCCAACGGUGGAUUGAUUGACUCAAGCAACCGAACUUGUCCAAUCACUAAAAGCUCCCGUUAUCAGAAACCCCUUGUCUGAUUCUGUUCCUAAUCACGCACUUCUCGUAGCUUAAUCUCAAACUUGGCUCAUGUGGACUCAACAAGAACACUCUCAACAGUCUCAAUCCCAAAGCUUUAAUCUCCACCCUCGUCUCUCGAUCGUCUUCUAAUGCAUCAAAGCUCGAGUCUUUGAGCCGCCUUGUUCGUCUCACGAAGCGAGACUCGUUAAUCCGGAGGAAAGUUACUGAAUCAGGAGGCGGUUCGUGCGGCUUUGGAUGCGGAGAUUGAUUGCGACUGCGAUUGCCUCAUCCACGGCGAAGAAGAUAGCUUUCCCCCGAGGAAUAGGAAGAGGAUCUGCUUCUGCUGCUCGAGCUUUUUCUUGUUACCGAGAGAAACUGAGAGCUGGGCUUCAACUUCAUCACUCCUUGAGGUUUGAAGAUGCGCUUGAUUUGUUCUUUGAGAUGGUUCAGUCUCAACCCCUACCUUCCGUUGUUGAUUUCACUAGAUUGCUCACUGCUGUUUCCGAUAUGACAAGGUACGACACCGUCAUCUAUCUCUCCCAGCAGAUGGAGCUUUUUGGUAUUUCCCACGAUCUCUACAGCUUCACCGUUCUGUUGCAUUGUCUCUGCCGAUGCUCUCGUCUCUCUCUUGCUCUCUCCCUUCUUGGCAAAAUGAUGAAACUUGGGUUUUACCCCAGCAUUGUCACACUUGGCUCUCUCCUCCACGGAUUCUGUCUCCGCAAUAGAUUCCACGAGGCCUUAUCUCUCCUUGAUUCCAUGGCGAAAUCGGGAUACGAACCCAAUGCUGUUAUCUACAACACUCUCAUUGAUGGUCUCUGCAAGAACGGUCAUCUCAAUAACGCCUUGGAGGUUUUCAACAUGAUGGAAGACCAAAGGGAUCUUGUUACCUACAACACUCUCUUAACCGGUCUUUGUUGCUCUGGUCGAUGGGACGAAGCCUCUCGCCUUCUGAGAGAUAUGAUGAACAAGAGAAUUAACCCUGAUGUUGUCACUUUCACUUCAUUGAUCGAUGCUAUUGCUAAAGCAGGCAACCUUUCCGAGGCUCAAGAGCUGUACAAGGAGAUGAUACAAGCAGCCUCUGUCGAUCCUCCUAAUACUGUCACUUAUAACUCACUCAUCAAUGGGCUUUGCAUGCAGGGGCAUCUAUAUCACGCCAAAAGAACAUUUGAUCUGAUGCCAAGCAAAGGUUGCUUCCCAAACGUGGUGACAUAUAACACUCUCAUUAAUGGUUUCUGCAAGUAUAGGAGCGUGGAUUACGCGAUGAAACUCUUCCAAAGGAUGUCUCUUGAAGGAUUGGUUGGGGACACAUUCACUUACAACACUCUUAUCCAAGGUUAUUGUCAGGUUGGUGAACUUGGAGCUGCACUAAACGUAUUCAGCUUGAUGGUGUCUUGUCGAGUGACUCCUGAUAUUAUAACCCACUGCAUUCUGUUACAUGGUUUUUGUGUUAACGGGGAGAUUGAAAACGCACUGGCCAAGUUCGAUGAUAUGAGAAGAAGUGAAAAGUGUAUUGGUGUUGUUCCAUAUAACAUCAUGAUUCACGGGUUGUGCAAGGCGGAUAGAGUGGAAAAAGCUUGGGAAUUAUUUUGUGAGCUGCCUUUCCAAGGAGUGAAGCCUGAUGCUAGAACAUACACUACAAUGAUAUUGGGAUUGUGUAAGAAUGGGCCAAGGCGUGAAGCGGAUGAGCUGUUUAGAAAAAUGAAACAGGAUGGGAUCAUAUGCCAAUUGAAUGGCCCUUAGGAGGAGAGUAGAUAUCAUUUUUGGAAAUGUAAAAUGUGUGAUGAAGCAUGUAGAAACCUGAACUGAUUUUAGCAUUCUGUAUAUAAUAAGACUUUGUAUGUGUAUGUAUGUAUAUGAUGAUGACCAAACUCUUGAGUUGUUAGAAA